CUCCGACCACAUUUUGGAUUUAACAAACCAUGGCCUUUUCGAAGAUCGCUUCCGACAAAGAGGUUACCACUAAAGCAACCGUUGUUCGCAUGGCUCAAGUUCCUGCACUCUCUGCUUCUCCUUCUGUCUGCCUUCUACGAUUCGCCGGCGACUCUGCCUCCGGCGACUUGAUGGGCUCCGUCUUUGGCUAUUUACUACAUUCAAUCCUUAUGAUAUUACUCAAGGAUGCCUUUGUUGGGCAUGUCUCAGAUGCUGGAUUGUUUAAGAAGAAAGGAUUCAAAGGAUCCUUUGUGGAAGCAGGAUCUUAUGCCAAGUCAUUUGCAGUUUUGUCGGGAGUGCACAGUUUGGUUGGCAUCUUGAAAAGACUCAGAGGAAAGGAUGAUGACAUUAAUGCUGGGGUAGCUGGAUGCUGUACUGGUCUUGCUUUAAGUUUUCCAGGUGCACCACAUGAACUUCUUCAGAGCUGCCUUACUUUUGGGGCCUUUUCUUUUAUCGUUGAAGGGCUAAACAAGCAACAGCCAGCCCUUGCUCAUGCCAUCUCCAGUAAAACAAGUGUGCACUACCCCACACGUCCUCCUCCCUUGGCACUUUCUCUCCAACUUUCCCUUCCAAAUGAACUAAAAGGAGCCUUUUCUUUUUUCUGCAAGUCUCCGAAACAUCACAGUAAGGGCACUUUUCCCACAUCUCAACGAUAAAUCAUAGUUUUGGGGGUUUUUUAGCAACAUGUGAAUAAGACACGUUCUCUCUUUUUAGUUGGUGUUAACUAAACCAUGUUAAUAAUUUUCUAACAACUUAGGUUUACUUCUUGUUGAAUCUGGAAUUACUUCUGAUGAGAUGGUUGAUCUGGAUUUGUGCU
This is a messenger RNA of Prosopis cineraria, 856 nucleotides long. Its product is annotated as mitochondrial import inner membrane translocase subunit TIM22-3. Gene Ontology annotation, molecular function: transmembrane protein transporter activity. Gene Ontology annotation, biological process: protein insertion into mitochondrial inner membrane; protein targeting to chloroplast. Gene Ontology annotation, cellular component: chloroplast envelope; TIM22 mitochondrial import inner membrane insertion complex. The record is from RefSeq and is a predicted model, not a curated record. NCBI's taxonomy places the organism in Eukaryota, Viridiplantae, Streptophyta, Magnoliopsida, Fabales, Fabaceae.